Molecule: messenger RNA, 1296 nt
Organism: Postia placenta MAD-698-R-SB12
Lineage: Eukaryota; Fungi; Basidiomycota; Agaricomycetes; Polyporales; Adustoporiaceae
Exons: 8
Coding region: 1-1296 (431 amino acids)
Biological process (GO): protein transport to vacuole involved in ubiquitin-dependent protein catabolic process via the multivesicular body sorting pathway
Cellular component (GO): ESCRT-0 complex
Molecular function (GO): ubiquitin binding; phosphatidylinositol binding
Source: RefSeq, a predicted model, not a curated record
AUGUUUAGAGGCAGCCAACCCAACACGUACGAUGAGAUCGUUGCCAAAACAACGGACGAGAAUUUGACGAGCGAGAACUGGGAGCUCAUACUUAAUCUAUGCGACAAAGUACAGGACGAGGGAGAGCAAGGCGCGCGCAAUGUCGUUGCGGCCGUCUUGAGACGACUCUCGCACCGCAAUCCCAACGUCCAACUCUACACUCUAACUUUGUCCGAGUCAUUGACCAAGAACUGCGGGAUUGAGGUCCACCGCGAGAUUGCGUCUCGCGCAUUCACCCAGGGGCUGGAGAAGCUCAUCGCCGAUCGGACAACACAUGAGAAAGUCAGGAAGCGCGCUCUCGCGCUCGUCGCAAUGUGGACCGCCGAGUUCGAGAAUGACACCACGCUCGGCAUCAUGGAGGAGUGUUUCGAGUCGCUGAAGAGCAAAGGAUACAAAUUCGAGACGCCUGAUGAACCACCCCCGCCAGCGGUCGACGAUGAUGUGCGCCGUCGUGAAGAGGAGGAGCUACAGCGCGCUCUCGAGAUGUCUAUACAAGACAAAGGUGGACGUUCACAGUGGGAGCAGUACUCUCUUGCGUCCUCCAGCGGCGCAGGCGCAUCAGGCUCCGGGUCGAGCUCCGCUCAUGCCCCGACGACCUCGACCUCGCGCCAGCAGACCUACGCACAGCCGCCCAGCUAUGGCGGCUACGUUCCAUCCGCCAACCCCGCAGUGUCCAGUGAGCCCUCAUCAACAGAGUCCAGCGUGACGGUCUCCUCGGUCACCGCGAGCUCUCCUGCGCCGAGUUUGUCAGCCCAGGAGAGCAUACCAGUUGUGACCCGCGUGCGCGCGCUGCACACCUUUGAGCCAACAGAGGCGGGCGAAUUAGCUUUCGAGAAGGGUGACAUCAUCAAGGUCGUUGAUCGUGGAUAUAAGGAUUGGUGGCGAGGCCAGUUGCGGGGGAGGACAGGUAUCUUCCCGGUAAACUAUGUGGAACCUCUUCCUGAACCGACAGCUGCUGAGCUCACCAAAGAAGCAGAACAGGAAGCUGCAGUCUUCUCUCAGGCUGCCAGCGUCGAUCGUCUGUUGACCUUGCUGCGGGGAAUGGACCCUGCCAAGGAUAAUCUUGCGGAUAACGAAGAAAUACAGGAAUUGUACAAAGACUGCAUGACGCUGCGUCCCAAGAUUGUCAAGCUUAUUGAUAAGUACUCUCAGAAGCGGGCUGACCUUGUCUCCAUGAAUGAGACCUUUGUGAAGGCCAGGACAAUCUUUGACAGGAUGAUGGAGGAUAGUCUGGCACGCCAUGCAGCGAGUACGUGA